AUGGAGAAACGAAUUCCUUCUUGCGACUUCUCCCGCCCUGGGUGCAACAAAUGCUACACUGCUGGGGUCGAGUGUCCUGGCUACGACGACAAGAAGCCGCUCAAGUGGGUCACACCGUGUGAGGUGACAUCUCGACCGCGGAAGAAGACUGUUCAGCAGACUAGUACCAAGCAACAUGUGUCUAGAGACAGAAGUGACAGCCAAGUGGAACCUGUGAGCUUGGGCGUCCCUCGCGAUCGACUGGUCAAUGAGUUUGGAGCGGUCGUGGAGGCUGCAUAUUAUUACAAUUCCUGCAUUCUACCCGAGUAUACUUGCCUGCUCCAGCUUGCCGAAAACCCGUUCAUUACUGCCUUUCCCAUGGAAAGUCUUCCACAUAUCCCACCCCCGAUCCACUGCACGCUUGUCUCUCUAGCGCUGAGCCACCGAUUUCACCGACUACUCCCCCAGAACAGCCGUAGCGAUUUGCGAGAGAUUGAAGCCAAGCAUUACCGGCACCGAGGACAGGCCAUUCGGUAUCUGGGGGAGGAGAUUGGCCGCCCAGACAAGUGUCGUACAGAUAAAACGCUCGCUGGGGUGAUGAUGCUGCUAUUCAGUGAUUCCAGGCAAUCUACUUCCCCCAAUUGGCGUCAUCACUUCACUGGAGUCCUGGAGAUGAUCAUGCUCCGAGGAGGAGUGGAAAAGCUUCUUCACUCGGCUCCACACCUCAAAGCUUUGUUGCUGUAUUUCAUGAUGUAUGAUCUCUCCGUGGGUGGUGAACAUACGCUGACCAGGUCUAGUAUCGGAGUCAUCAGUAACACGACCACUCCACCUUCCGACCAUAUCCCCCUAGGCUCAGAUAUACGGUCGAUCGAUGUGGUCUUCCAGAUGUACGGGGACGGCUUCUUCCCUCUUCUUCUAUGUCCACCUGCACUUUUAGCAAAUAUCAUCCAGAUCAAUCAUCUCCGACUGCAGGCCUUCUCACACCCGUCCACCGAGCACAAAGGAAAGGCUCUGGCGUUGCUAGACCGAAUUACGGCCUUUUCGGCGGAGCAGUGGGCCAUAUCUUGCGCCGCCCCCGAACAAGGAAUAAUCCUUGGCCACGUUUACCGAUCGGCUGUGAUACUGUACUGCAUAUUGUCUCUGCAGAGUCUCUCCGUCCUCCCGCGAAUGGCACAGCUCAAUAGAAUGAGAGUAGCACACACAAAGGAGCUCUUCUCGUAUCUGAAGGAGGCCUGCGAGGCACCUGGGAUGGGAAAGUGCAUGCUCUGGCCGCUCGUUGUGGCCGGAGUGUGCGCUCAGGGCGAUUUGGCCAUGCGACAGUUUGUCGAUCGACAACUCUCGGCUAUGGGGACGGACAUAGGGACGCCUUUACCGCUGCUGGCAACAGUCGUUUUCAGAAACUUCUGGGAGACUCCCCUCGCCGCCAGCCAAAUCUACUCUUUCUCUCCUGCAAGCAAUGUCGUCUAUAGCGUGACAGUACCUGCAAGCACAGUUUCCUCCAACUCCGGUCCGAUAUACUUCCAAAUCCGCGCACCAACCUCGUAUCAAUGGGUGGCUCUUGGCGAAGGCUCGAAGAUGGCAGGCUCUAACAUGUUCAUCAUGUACGCCGCCUCUGCCAACAACAUCACCCUCUCUCCCCGGUCUAGCACGGGUCACUCAGAGCCGGACUACAACUCCGAUGCGCAGAUCGAUCUCCUAGACGGUACCGGCAUCAGCAACGGGUACAUGACCGCCAACGUGCGCUGCAAUAGCUGCCUUCAAUGGACUGGUGGCUCUCUGGAUACGUCCAGCAUCUCAAGUAAAUGGAUCUGGGCAACGAAGAAGGGCUCCGCGAUCGACUCUAGCGACCUCUCGUACAACCUCGCGCAGCAUGAUUCCUAUGGCACACAGACUGUCAACAUGACACAGGCCCGGAUGACCACCGUGAAUGCAACAAACCCGUUCGCUGGGUACAACGCGACAGCAGCCGCACAGACAACAGGAAAAGGAGGGACCGGAACCUCCAAUUCGGCAUUGACAGCCCACGCAGUCAUUAUGAGCAUUGCCUUUGUUGUGCUAUUCCCGUCUUUCGCUAUUUCAAUCCACAUCAUCCCCUACGCCAAAACCGUCCCGCGCAUCCACGCACCGCUGCAACUGUUCACCCUGGCUCUAGUCAUCGCGGGACUCGGACUGGGAAUCUACCUCGGCGUCGAUACCGGUACAAUGGGCAACUACCACCCGAUCAUCGGUCUGGUCGUCGUCGGCAUGCUGCUGCUCUUCCAGCCGCUCAUGGGCUUACUUCAACAUAUCCAUUUCCGACGCACAGGUGGGAAGAGUGUCUUCGCAUACAUGCACCGCUGGCUGGGCCGGUCGAUCAUCGCCCUUGGCAUCGUGAAUGGCGGGUUAGGGUUCCUGCUUACCAAGAAUCAAGGGGAUGAUGCGCCGACUGGGGCGAUCAUUGCAUACUCAGUCGUUGCGGGUGUGCUCGGUGUGGCGUAUAUUAUUUUCGUGGUUGUGCUUCCGUUCAGGUCGAAGGAGAGUGCUGAGGCGCAGAAGAGGGUGUCGUCGAGUGAGUCCAGUGAGGGGAUUCAUUUGCAGGAGAGGGCUUCGUAUCAGUGA
This is a messenger RNA of Aspergillus thermomutatus, 2577 nucleotides long. RefSeq lists its product as uncharacterized. The coding region runs from base 1 to 2577 and encodes 858 amino acids. The transcript has 5 exons. The record is from RefSeq and is a predicted model, not a curated record. NCBI's taxonomy places the organism in Eukaryota, Fungi, Ascomycota, Eurotiomycetes, Eurotiales, Aspergillaceae.